AUGCAGACUUUGGGCUUCGACGGCUCCAUGAUGAAUGGCCUGAACAUCCUCCCAUCUUAUACCGACUACUUCACCUUGACCACGGCCACGCUCUCCCUUAACACAGCGUCCGUGUGGAUGGGCAGUGUCAUCGCAGGCCUCUUUUUUGGGAAAGUGCCAGACUGGGUCGGGCGAAAAUGGGCGCUAUUCUUCGGUGCCGUUCUGACCAUCAUUGGAGUCAUCAUCCAAGCUGCGGCUCAGAACAUUGCCAUGUUCGUCGUCGCACGUAUUAUCGUUGGUUUCGGCACAGGCGCCUCAGCCAUCGCCGGGCCCAGCUAUGUCGCUGAAACUCUUCCUGUCAAAUACCGUGCCUUGGGAUUAGGGUAUGUUGGCGGUUUGAUCGCAGCGGGAGUCACAUAUGGUACUGCCAAGUUCGACUCGACCUGGGCGUGGCGACUUCCAUCUCUGCUCCAAGGACUCUUUAGCCUGAUGUGUCUUUCACUUCUGCCCUUUACCCCCGAGAGUCCUCGUUGGCUAGUCUCUCAAGGCCGUCAUCAGGAAGCACUAGUCUCUCUCGCUGCAACUAGCUCCAAUGGAAACACCAACGACGCAGCCGUGCUCAUCCAGUACCGCGAAGUCACAGAUACAUUGUCGUUCGAACAAACGUACGAAAAGCCUUCGUUCAUCGCCCAAUUCCUCAACAGUGCGUCAACUCGAAAGAGGAUCUUUCUGGUCAGCCAGGUGGCACUCUUCUCCAUGCUGGCUGGAAACAACAUUAUUUCGUACUACUUUGGUACCAUGCUCACCCAAGCCGGUGUGACCGACUCAACCACGCAGCUAGAGAUCAACAUCAUCUUGAACGCAUGGUGCCUGGUGGUAUCACUCGUCGGUACUUUGAUGGCUGAUAGACUUGGUCGAAAGACUCUUGCGGCCCUCUCACAAGGUUCCCUGACCGUCUUCAUCUUCAUCGUCGGCGCGUUGACAAAGGUCUACGGAACCACUUCCAACACUUCCGGCAUAUACGGCACCGUAGCCUCCAUCUUUUUGUUUCAGGGCUCGUAUAGUUUCGGCUGGACUCCUCUGACCGUCAUGUAUCCGCCAGAAGUCUUGAACUUCAGCGUCCGUUCCAUUGGCAUGAGUUGGUAUACCUUUUUAUCCAACGGCAUGGGCUUGAUGGUCACCUUCGCCUUCCCUUAUGCACUUGAGGCUAUCGGCUGGAAGACGUAUAUGAUCAACGGCGCCUGGGAUGUCCUGGCUCUUGUGGUAAUCUUGGUCACCUGGGUUGAGACUCGGGGUCGAACGCUUGAGGAGAUCGACGAGAAUUUGGACGGUGUGGUGCAUAGCGAGGUCCCGAAGCUGUCGACCAUUAUGGGUGUGCCUCAGGCCGAACGGGAAGGAAUCGUUGAUGCACUGGAUCUCUCAGCCGCAAAGGCGAUCGAGGCACAUGGAUCAGUGGUCGAAGUGCCAAAGAACUGA
Molecule: messenger RNA, 1455 nt
Organism: Exophiala oligosperma
Lineage: Eukaryota; Fungi; Ascomycota; Eurotiomycetes; Chaetothyriales; Herpotrichiellaceae
Exons: 2
Coding region: 1-1455 (484 amino acids)
Biological process (GO): transmembrane transport; carbohydrate transport
Cellular component (GO): membrane
Molecular function (GO): carbohydrate:proton symporter activity
Source: RefSeq, a predicted model, not a curated record